GGUUAGUGGUACUAUGGUUAGUGGAUCUGCUGGUGUUAGUGGUACUGCUGGUGUUAGUGGUACUGUAGUUAGUGGGUCUGCUACUACUACUGCUGGUGGUGGGAGUUUGAGCAGUGGGGUUACUGGUAAGACUACUCUUCGCUCGUCUAGUAGGACGUCCAAAGCUGCUUCUAAGACGAAGAGUUUGACUCAGUCGAUUGUUACUGUUACUGCUGGUGCUUAACGAUUGGGGCGCAAGGGGAUCGGAUGAAUAUGGAUGGCAAUUGAAGCGCGG
Messenger RNA from Aureobasidium pullulans EXF-150, 274 nucleotides. RefSeq lists its product as uncharacterized. NCBI's taxonomy places the organism in Eukaryota, Fungi, Ascomycota, Dothideomycetes, Dothideales, Saccotheciaceae. The record is from RefSeq and is a predicted model, not a curated record. The coding region runs from base 14 to 223 and encodes 69 amino acids. The transcript has a single exon.